GGAGGCGAAGCGGCCGCUUCCGGGGGCGCCUGCGGAGUGUGGGAAGGCGGCGGGGGCCUGCGGGGGGCUCCGGAGGCGGCGGAGGGUGAUUGAAUGGGUCUUCUGAGGCAAAGUUGCUGAAACUAACAGAAAAUGGCAUAUCGAAGAGAUGAAAUGUGGUCUGAAGGGCGGUAUGACUAUGAAAGAAUUCCAAGAGAACGUCUUCCUCCAAGGAUUCAUCCUGAUGAUGAUUACCAUCGAGUAGUAAACAUCAUGCCCAAGAAACCACCACUACUUGAAAGACCUGGAGAAGGGAGUUACAGUCGGUACGACGAUUAUGGCCAUGUUGAGUACAGGGACUACGAAGAGGGUCGCAGUUUUGCCCAUGAACGAAGAAGUGGCCCACCACACCGAGGUGUACAUAAGGAUGAAUCAGGAUACAGAUGGCCAAGGGAUGAUCAUUCUAUAAGUCGGCAGCCUGACUACAGGGAUGUCAGAGACAGCUUCAGAAGAAAAAGCUUCUAUCCUUCUCAUUAUAUGAGAGAGCGAUCCCCUCAUAAGAGGGACUCUCCUUUCUUCAGGGAAUCGCCAGUGAGCCGAAGGGAUUCUCCACACAGCAGAUCUGGCUCUAGUGUCAGCAGCAGGAGCUACUCUCCUGAAAGAAGCAAAGCCUAUCCUUUUCACCAGUCCCAGCAUAGCAGAAGUAUGUCAUCUUUACAUAAAAGAAAUAUUUCUUCUCAGCAAGGUAAAGAGAGGACUUCAGUUCAGACAUCGAAAUCGUCAAGAGAUGCAUCACCUUCAGGUUCCACAGCAGUACCAUCAUCAAAGGCCUUGGAUAAGAGCAACAGACUAUCGGAAAAGGAACUUGCAGAAGCCGCAAGCAAGUGGGCAGCUGAAAAGGCAGAGAAGGCGGAGGAAAGCAGUUUACCUGAAAGAACAGAGUAUGAUGCUGGAUCUUCAGCUCCAUUGUAUGCUGAACAAACAGAGGAAACAGAAACAAAUAUAACGGAAAAUACGGAAUUAUAUGAGGAUGGCCAGCUUCUUUGCCGCUCAAAAGCAAUUGCAACUAAGACCAAGGAGAUUGAACAGGUCUACAGACAAGACUGUGAAACCUUUGGCAUGGUAGUGAAGAUGCUAAUUGAUAAAGAUCCAUCGUUAGAGAAGUCCAUUCAGUUUGCUCUGCGGCAGAAUUUGCAUGAGAUAGGUGAGAGAUGCAUUGAGGAACUCAAACAUUUCAUUGCCCAGUACGAUGCUGCCAACCAGGAGUUAUCAGAAUCUUUCAAAGAUGGCCCCUACUAAGGAUGGAAAUACAAUUUUAGGUCUCUGAGUUUUGUAGGCUGUCAUACAUAAAUCUGCUUUUUGCGGGGAAAGAGGAGUUCCAGCUGGAGACUUCAACCCAAGGGCCGUGCUCCUCCUUACCAUCUCAGACGGCUGUACCUUGUGCAGCGUGGUCUCCACAGUUGUAUUCUUCCUACCUGUACUUGUUGACGUAAAUUCCUUUGAAAAGGAUGUUCUUUUCAAAAAGGCCAGAAAGUGACAAACUAUUUUUGAAACCUUUACACAGUUACCGAGGAAAAACUGUUCAGUCUUACAUAUGUAUACUGCUGUUUUGAUGUUUGUAAGUGUAACUACAAAACGACGUUUUUUAUUAAAAUAAUAUGAAGCAGUUCUUCGUUCCUCACCUUGUGCAGAAAUACGUCCUGGUUUCAUAUAUACGAUAGGAAGGGAAGACUUGCAAACUUGCUCACAGCUAUGAUUUAAGUUAUUUAUUAUAGAUUAAAUUUGAUCAUUUUCACAUUCAUUCUGUAAAAUUACACCAGGGGUUGUUCCUGGUCUUGGGCUGCCAGAGAAACUCUGCCUGCUUGAUGCAAGAAGUGAUGUAUUUUUGUUCUACUUGCAGGCUCUGCAAAUGCCUUUUAUAUUUUGGUGUUUUCCAUAUCAUGAGCCAUUACUAGUAAGCAGGAUUAUGUAGAAUUAAUCCCAUUUUUCUGUUAGUAUUUACAACUAAAUGUUUUUUUUCUUUUUUUUUUUCUUUUUUUUUUUCUGACUCUACCUUACAGAGUGUAACUGCAGGCAGACACUGAGCAAGGCAAGGCCUCCUCUUUUGCCCUUUUCUCCUUUAUGCCUUCUCAUCACUUCUCGUGCAUCAGUUUUAACAAUUACGAGUCUCUGUAAUCAACAAGAAGGGGCAGGAAUUUGGGGUGGCAAGGUGGGGCAUGGACUGUCUCGUUAUUUAGUAACUCCAAGUUGCUUCAGAUUAGGUAUAACGUGAAGCUGAACCCUAAAUAGGCCCCAAAUUGAUCAUCAUUUCAAGCCCAAAUGGUUCUGGGUAAAGUCUGCAGCCAUUUUUGCCCUGAUAGUUACUUGUAGCGGGGAAAAAUUGUUGACUUAGGGUCAAGAGGCUGCCAGUGCUAUGUGAUGACUUUUCAGAGGUGAAUCAUAAUUUAGGAUUCACUCUUGGUAUCCUGACUGUUGAUUUGUGUUCGUUUAAUGAGGUACUGUUUUUUAUGAAUGUUUAGGGAAAGGGAGAACUUGAAUCGUAAUCACAGAGAGGUAAACAUGAGUGUUUUGUAUGCAUUCGUAUUUAGGAACUUGAAAUUCUGUAAAAGGACAAGCAACUAAAGCUCGCCGUUUCCAAAGUGCACGGUAUUGAAUGAAAAAGUCACCGAAUUCAGCCCCUUAUCAAGUAGCUUCUCAGGUUUCAGAGGAAUGCUUUGUAAGAAAGUAAAUAAAAUGGCAAGGAUUUUGCAUAUACAAGGCGCUGUAUAUAUCACAGCAUCUUACACAUGCAAAUCUUGAUACGGUGCAUUAAAUGCAUAUAUUACAUCAGAUUCCUGGGAUGCCUGAUUAGUUUUAAUGUCAGGUGGGUGUGGUUUUGCAGUUGGGUUUCCGAAGAGUUCACCUUGCUCAGAGGGGAUGACCUGUACCUUACCUCGCUGGGAGCUGGCUUGUGUGGGCUGUGCAGCCAGGGGAGAAGGCUCACCGAGCCUACGGGAUGCUCAUUGGAGGUGGGAGAGGGGGAAGAAGAAAGGCAACCUGCUGUGGCACAGUAGCUAGACCUGACCCACCCCUUUUGGCAACAGCCUGGCUUGCCAGGAGCAGUCACGAAACCACAGGGAAAUUUACGUGACGUUUCUGAGACAGGAAUGUAACCGUCAGGGCUUUGCUGCGUGCCUGCGGACAGGUCAGUCUUCAGGGUGUUACAUCAGUUUCUGCUUUGGGUUAGAAACAGGAAAGAAAAAAAAAUACUGAAAUCACGAUUAAUAUUUUUUGGAUUUAAAAUGUUUGUUGUUAUUGUACAUUGUGUUAGGAGUCUCCUUUGUUCUCCUAGUGAAAUUGAAUCAGGUUUCUAAAAGUGGCUGAUUUUUCAAGUGUUUUUCUAUAAAGUACCACCUAAGCCCCCAGUACUCCUGUGUUUUUGUGAUUAGCUGAUAGGUCAGUAAGUUAGUGAGGUUGUCCUCUGCUUAUAUUUUUUUAAUGGAUUAAAUUUUACUCAUAAACUAAGGAGACUCUUGAUUAUUAUUAUUUUUUUUUUAAUAAAUGCUAUUUCAAUGAAAGGUUUAAGUCAUGUUCAUGAGUGAUGAGGAACUGGUUUUUCCCUGUUUAGGACUCGCCAUUACGUUGAAUGCUCAUGUCUAACCUUUUGUGAUGUACUCUUCUUGUUGAUGUAAGUAAAACGUUGCGCCACUU
Messenger RNA from Oxyura jamaicensis (ruddy duck), 3669 nucleotides. It is a transcript of the gene PPHLN1, whose product is annotated as periphilin 1. Gene Ontology annotation, biological process: protein localization to heterochromatin; negative regulation of DNA-templated transcription; negative regulation of gene expression, epigenetic. The coding region runs from base 133 to 1278 and encodes 381 amino acids. Gene Ontology annotation, cellular component: nucleoplasm. NCBI's taxonomy places the organism in Eukaryota, Metazoa, Chordata, Aves, Anseriformes, Anatidae. The record is from RefSeq and is a predicted model, not a curated record. The transcript is spliced from 10 exons.